AUCGAAAAAGAUUUGGACCCGAUUGGACAAAAAGUAUUUGCUGGUUUCAAGAAAUUAAAUAAAGUGCAAUCAAUCGUAUAUAGCACUGCCUGUAAUACUAAUAAUAAUAUGUUGAUUUGUGCUCCAACUGGUGCUGGUAAAACAAAUAUCGCCAUGUUGACUAUUCUAAAUGAAUUGAGACGGCAUUGUGAUCCUGAAACAUUAAUGGUAAACGGAUCUGAAGAGUUCAAAAUAAUAUACAUCGCUCCAAUGAAAGCACUUGCCUCUGAGAUGACGGAUAGUUUUGCCAAAAGAUUGAAAGCUUGUGGAGUAAAGGUUAAGGAAUUAACUGGUGACAUGCAAUUGUCCAAAGCAGAAAUUAUUGAAACUCAUAUGAUCAUUACUACUCCGGAAAAAUGGGAUGUUGUCACUAGAAAACCCAAAGGCGAAGUUGAAUUAAUGAAGUUGGUUAAAUUGUUAGUUAUUGAUGAAGUUCAUCUGUUACAAUCUGAUCGAGGUCCAGUGGUUGAAGCAUUAGUUGCAAGAACGCUGCGUCAUGUGGAAUCAACUCAAUCAAUGAUUAGAAUUGUCGGUUUAUCGGCAACAUUGCCCAAUUAUGUUGAUGUUGCUACAUUCUUACGUGUUAACUUAAGAGAAGGAUUAUUCUUCUUCGAUGACAGAUUUCGCCCAGUUCCAUUAGGGCAGACUUUCAUCGGAAUCAAGUCUACUUUUCCUUCAGCACAAAUGAAUGAUAUGGACGAAAUUUGUUACGACAAGGUUCAUCAUUUUGUUUCUCGUGGUCAACAAUGCAUGGUCUUUGUCCAUGCUCGUAAUUCAACUUACAAAACUGCUACUACCAUCAAAGAUUCGGCUCAAAUGGCUGGACAUUUAGAGUUGUUUAGACCUGAGAUGUCACCAUCAGUACAAAAAUUGAUUGACCGUCCAACAAACGGGGUACUUCGUGAUCUUCUCAAAUAUGGGUUAGCAGUACAUCAUGCUGGUCUUACCCGUACUGAUCGUAAUCUAGUUGAAAAACUCUUCAAAGAAGGAGUUGUGAAAGUGUUGGUUUGUACUUCCACUCUUGCUUGGGGUGUUAAUCUUCCAGCUCAUGCUGUUAUUAUCAAAGGAACAGAGCUUUAUGAUCCAUCACAAGGAAAUUAUGUUCAAUUAGAUGUUUUAGAUGUAAUGCAAAUUUUCGGACGUGCGGGUCGACCACAAUACGAUAAAGAAGGUUUUGCCACAAUCAUCACAACACAUGAUAAAUUGAGACACUAUCUUACUACCUUGACCUGUCAAUAUCCUAUUGAAUCUCAGUUUAUCAAAAGCAUUACCGAUCAUUUAAAUGCUGAAGUUGUCCUCGGUACUGUAACAACUAUUGACGAGGCUGUUGAAUGGCUUGGUUAUUCUUAUUUCUACGUACGAAUGACAAAAAAUCCUUUAGUUUACGGUAUAACUCAUGAUACUAUUAUUAAUGAUCCCGGUUUGAUCAACAAAAGACGCGAGUUGAUUAUUGCUUCCGCCGUGGAACUAGACAAAGCCCGAAUGGUCCGUUACGAUGAAGACACGGGAUGCCUUGAUCCAACUGAUUUGGGUAGAACUGCAAGUCAUUAUUAUAUUAAGUAUAAAACAAUUGAGAUAUUUAAUGGAUUGCUAGAUGCUCAUAUGAUGGAAGAUGCUAUUUUAGAUAUGAUUAGUAACUCUCAAGAAUUUGAUCAAUUAAAGUCUCGUGAGGAGGAAAUGGACGAGCUCACUCAUUUAAAUCACAAUUAUACUUGGCUAAAAGUUGGUGGUUCAGUUGACGAUAAAAAUGGCAAAGUUAACGUCUUGCUGCAGGCCUAUUUAUCUCGAGCUAAACUAGAACAAGCUUCCCUUUCUUCCGAUAUGAUGUACAUUGUUCAGAAUUCCGUUAGAAUCGUUCGUGGUCUAUUUGAAUAUGUCUUGAGACGAGGAUAUGCUUCAUUGGCCCAUAAGUUUUUAACCUUGUCCAAAAUGUUGGAGAAAGAAAUGUGGCAUCACGACUCUCCUUUUCAUCAAUUUGCUCGUUCCUUGGGUCAUCAUGAUUUGGAUAAAAUCGAACGGCUAGGCAUUACAGUGAACAAAAUUAAGUCUGAUGAACUAUCAACUCGUGAUUUAUCUAACCUAAUGAGGAUUGAAUCGAAAGGAGCUUUAUUGAAAAAAUUAGCCUACACAUUGCCUUGUCUCGAUAUUGAAGCAACUCUACAACCAAUUACACGAACUGUUCUUAGAGUUACUCUUCGUAUUACUCCUUCAUUCAAUUGGGAUGAUUCUUUUAAUGGUAAAAAAAGUGAACCCUUUUGGAUUUGGAUGCAAGAUGCUGAUAGUCAACAUAUCUAUCAUUCUGAAUUUUUCAAAGUUACCAAAAAGCAAGCUAUCAGGAAAGAAACUCAAACCUUGACCUUUACCAUACCCUUAUUGGAUCCAGAUAACCUUCCUUCUCAUUACAUUAUCCAUUCAGAUUCUGAUAGAUGGUUAGGAUGUGAUCGAGAAGAAUCAAUAGCUUGUAUUGGACUAGUGCUUCCUGAAAAAUUUUUACCCUUCACCAAGUUGCUGGAUCUAAAUCCUUUACCAGUAACAGCCUUACAAAACUCUGCCUACGAAUCGCUUUUCAAAUUUACCCACUUUAACCCAAUUCAAACUCAACUAUUCCACACUCUUUACCAUACUGACAACAAUGUGCUUCUCGGUGCUCCAACUGGUUCUGGUAAAACAAAUUGUGCCGAGAUUGCCAUUUUUCGAGCUUUCAAUGUAUAUCCUGGUUGUAAAAUUGUUUAUAUCGCACCUCUUAAAGCCUUAGUUCGUGAACGUGUCAAUGAUUGGAGGGUGCGAUUAGAAGAAAAACUAUCUAAACCAGUGGUUGAAUUAACUGGUGAUGUUACUCCAGAUGUAAAGAAAAUAAUGUCAGCCAAAAUAAUCGUUACAACACCUGAAAAAUGGGAUGGUAUCAGUCGUUCUUGGCAAACUCGUCAAUAUGUACGUGAUGUUUGUUUAAUUAUUAUUGAUGAAAUACAUUUGCUUGGUGAGGAUCGUGGUCCUGUUUUAGAAGUUAUUGUAUCUCGAACGAAUUUCAUCAAUAGUCAUACCGGACGUAAAAUGCGAAUCAUCGGUCUAUCAACAGCAGUGGCCAAUGCUCAAGACUUGGCCAAUUGGCUUGGAAUUGAGAAAAUAGGUCUCUACAAUUUCCGACCUUCUGUUCGACCCGUACCACUUGAAGUUCAUGUUUCUGGUUAUCCUGGUAAACAUUAUUGUCCUCGAAUGGCUUUGAUGAAUAAACCCACCUUUAAAGCAAUUAAACAACAUUCUCCAGACAAACCUGUGAUAGUUUUUGUCUCAUCUCGUCGACAAACCCGUUUAACUGCCCUUGAUUUGAUUGCCUUCCUUGCCAUGGAUAAUCCUAAACAAUGGGUACACAUGAGUGAUGAAGAAAACAAUUAUCUCAUCCAAAACAACAUAAAAGACAGCAAUCUUAAAUUGACCUUAGCUUUUGGUAUUGGUUUACAUCAUGCCGGUCUUCAUGAGAAAGAUCGCUCCUUAGUGGAAGAAUUGUUUCUUAAUCAAAAAAUUCAAGUUCUCAUUACAACAGCAACUCUUGCUUGGGGAGUCAAUUUACCCGCUCAUUUAGUUGUUAUCAAAGGAACCGAGUUUUAUGAUGGAAAAAUUCAUCGUUAUGUAGAUUUCCCUAUUACCGAUGUACUUCAAAUGAUGGGUAGAGCGGGUAGACCUCAAUUUGACAAAGAAGGUAUCGCUGUUAUCCUGGUUCAUGAUAUAAAAAAGGAAUAUAUAAAAUUUCUAUAUGAACCAUUCCCAGUAGAGUCACAUCUUAUCCCAGUCAUUGAAGAUCAUAUUAAUGCUGAAAUUGUUGCUGGAACCUUGGCAACCAAAUCUGACUGUGUUGAAUAUCUUUCAUGGACUUAUCUGUUUCGACGUUUAUUUAAAAAUCCAAGUUAUUACGAGCUAGCUGGCUCUGACUUACAAACAAUCAAUCUUUUCCUUUCGCAAUUAACUGAUCGUGCAAUAAAUGCAUUACAGUCAUCUCAAUGCUUAGAAGUUGAUGAAGAUGACGACAGAACUUUAUAUGCAACUCCACUGGGAAGAAUUUCUUCAUUCUAUUAUCUAAACCACAAGACUGUUCGAAUGUUUCAAGAUCAACUGUCCAAUGAUAUUAAAAUUGAAAGAUUACUUCACAUUUUGGCCUCUGCAGCUGAAUAUAAUGAGCUUCCAGUGCGACAUAAUGAAGAUUUGUUGAAUGAAGAUUUAGCCAAGAAAUGUCGUUUCCCAGUAACUCAUGGAGCAACAUAUGACUGUUCACAUACCAAAGCAUAUCUACUUCUUCAGUCUCACUUUUCGCGCCUUGAACUUCCUUCCACCGAUUAUUAUACAGAUUUGAAAUCCGUUUUGGACCAAGCAAUCCGUAUUAUCCAAGCUAUGAUCGACAUUUCAUCAAUGAAUGGCUACCUUGUUGCCACUUUAGGUUUAAUUUCAAUCUUGCAAAUGAUUAUUCAAGCUCGUUGGUUUGAUUCUCCACCCUUCUUAACCUUACCUCAUGUUGAUGAAAUUGUUUUGCCUCAAUUCAAGCGAUUUCUUUCCUUACAUUUGCCUGAAUUAAUAUCAAUUGUUGAUAGUAAAGGAUUUGCAUUUUUAACAAGACAUCUGGACAAUAUGUUAGAUGUAAAACAAAUUAGAGAUAUUUAUCAAACAAUCAAUGGAUUACAGAUAAACUUAAAGGUAACCAUUAAGAGAGCUGACGAUGAAAGUCGUGCCGUUGAUGUUGACCUCGAUUUACCUGAUACCUCAAUUAAAGCACGUCAUUAUAUUGAAUUGGAAGCUGAUACUGAUUAUUUGAUAAAUUUCAUGGUUUCACGACCUCCAAGACCUGAAGCUAAACCUAGGAAACAUGUUUUUGCGCCGAAAUAUGCCAAAGCUAAAGAUGAAAACUGGAUAUUUAUUAUUGGUGAUUCUAAUACUCGAGAGUUGAUUGCUCUUAAGCGUUCUGGUUUCAUUGGAAAUAAACCAAUGACUAUAAGUUUGAUUAUACGUACACCCACACAAUACGGUCGAUUCAUUUAUUCACUCUAUCUACUGAGCGAUGCUCUUAUUGGAUUGGACCAACAAUAUGAUUUAGGAAUAGAUAUUGUUUCUAAAUCGGGACCAUGAGUCGUUCUGUCAUCUUUUGUUAUUUCAAAAUUCCUGUCAUCAAACCCGGUUGUUUAAAAAUUUGAAAAUUUGCUAAAUAAGAUUCAAGAUCUGAAUUAGCACAAAAAAAUUGUAAAGGUGAUCAAAUUUUUCCGUUUUGUAAAGAAAAAUGUGAUAUUCUGAUAGAUGAAAAUAUUUAUAAAUUAUUGAUAUAAAUUAAAUGCGUUGCUGAAAUCAAGAA
Messenger RNA from Tetranychus urticae (two-spotted spider mite), 5371 nucleotides. RefSeq names its product activating signal cointegrator 1 complex subunit obelus (gene obe). Lineage: Eukaryota; Metazoa; Arthropoda; Arachnida; Trombidiformes; Tetranychidae. Gene Ontology annotation, molecular function: nucleic acid binding; ATP hydrolysis activity; ATP binding. The record is from RefSeq and is a predicted model, not a curated record.